AAACUGGAUCCCAAGAGCAGAUGGCGGAGGACAAUGCGUUGAUUGAGCAACGACUCUUGAAAACCCAUGCAUAACGGCGCCGGAUGGAAAUCAAGAUACACGAAACAAAAAUAACGAGUUCAAGGAACAACCUACUAAAGGCAACGAAUUGAUGCCGAUCCGAUCAUUGACUUGGCGUUAAAAACAUGUAUUAAAUCGAUUCGAUUAUACAAACUCCUAUAGUCACCGUGCUUGUGCUUAAUCGCAUUCAAACGCAAGAGCCGUCCGUUUUUAUUCGUGUGCCAUGCGCUGGAGAACGGUUUCUUCUUCGCAUCAUCCGAGCACCGUAUUCUCCAGGCAUUUUCCUCUCACAUAGACUAUAGGGCUUCGUUGUCCUAGGUCAUGAGACCUACCAUUGAGCGGAAACGCGCCCCGUUCAGCGCUCCUAUUCCUUGAAUCGGAGGCGUGCCGGCCCUUCGAUGUUUCCUACAGCAUUGCUGACUGUAUAGGGCCUGCUAGAGAUCAUGAUAAGAUCUCAGCCCUAACGGAAAGCAGGUGUCCUUUUAUCGGUGGACAGAGAUAGAAUGGUCGGCCCAACUCGCUGACACCGAGGGACUCUACCUAUCAACCACCCACUGCGGAACAUCUCUGCGGAUGUUACCUGUGGUUUGACCAUUCGGAUUGAAAGAAAUGUUGGCACCGGUUCGGAAUCUGCGCAUGAGCAGAGAAAGAGUCUGGUGCCGAUGAGUCAAGCCUUCGCGCUCCAGUGAAUCUUCAAAAUCUUGCGAAACCGAUGAUUAUACACCUGCUACAUUUGUCAUUGAUCUGGGGAUGCUACGAUGUGAUUGAAAAGCUAUCUCAUAACACCGGAUAGUUAUGACUCGGGUGUGCCGACGAUGUACGCGUUGCCGAUUGUGCUAGCGUCAUGUAUCACGGACGCCGAGGUCAACUCACCAGUAUGACUGCAGUCGCUGCCAAGAUACCUCACUUCACCCUUAACAAUGGUGUCAAAGUGCCAUCCGUAGGAAUGGGCUGCUGGAUGGGACAGCCAGGUGGUGGAGAAAUCGUGGAAGAAAUGUGCAAGAAUGCGCUCAAGGUCGGAUAUCGUCAUUUUGACACUGCCUUCGGAUAUGGGAACGAGGAGCAUGUUGGCAAAGCCAUUCGGGAGUCUAAAAUCCCGCGGGAGGAGAUUUUUGUGACGACGAAGCUAACUAAUAAGCACCACCAUUGCGUUAAAGAAGGACUCGAGAUGUCGCUCAGGAACUUAGGUCUCGAUUACAUCGAUUUAUACUUGAUGCAUUGGCCUCAGGCUGAAAUUGAUGAUCGUGUUUUGGAUCCGGAUGAGCACCCCACUUUCAUUGAUACUUGGAAGGACAUGGAGAAGCUGCUCGAAUCAGGCAAAGUUCGAGCGAUCGGCGUCUCCAAUUUUAGUAUCAAGUUGCUCGAUAAAUUGCUCCCGCAAUGCACAGUGGUUCCUGCGACGAACCAGGUUCAAUUGCAUCCAUGCCUGCCGCAGUCGGAACUGAAGAUUUACUGUGAAGAUCAUGGAAUCAUUCUCACGGCGUAUUCUCCCUUCGGUCAAUACAAUCCGCUCUUCUUUACCGAUAGCGAUUUCCUUCACAUCGCGUCAAGACAUGAAGCCACUCCCGCUCAGAUUGCUAUCUCUUGGGCCGUUCAGCGAGGCACGAUUGUGAUACCAAAGAGUUCCAAUUUCGAGAGAAUGAAACAGAACAUUAGCUUGGUCACUCUCACUGAAGAGGAAAUGGAAACCAUUAACUUACUUCACAAGAAACCAGGAAUGCAUCGGUCACUCUUAACUCACUAUGCAGCGGAAGGUCGCAUCUUUGGAUGGACGUAUGAGCAGCUUGGGUGGCCCCUCGGUCACGACGGAAGAGUCAUCGAGUCGGCGACCGAUUGAUAUUGUUUGGACACACAGUACAGCAUUUUUGAUGCGACGGACAUGGGAGUAUAAAUUUAAAGGUGUAAACACUUCGGUUUCUAUGCAUACAUGCAGGAUUAUAAUAAUCUUUGCAGCCAGACAAGAAUGAUAAACAGUAGUCUCUUGAACUUCGGGUCAUCUACCACAAGUAACAGCCAACCCGAGGCGAAAAUAACUCUGAAGAAAUAUAUUUAAGCCAAUGUGCCUACUGUACCUGAUGCGAUACGUUAAUUGAUUUGCU
This is a messenger RNA of Somion occarium, 2159 nucleotides long. The record is from the annotation of a GenBank genome assembly. NCBI's taxonomy places the organism in Eukaryota, Fungi, Basidiomycota, Agaricomycetes, Polyporales, Cerrenaceae.